This is a messenger RNA of Suillus clintonianus, 1539 nucleotides long. RefSeq lists its product as uncharacterized. The transcript is spliced from 8 exons. The record is from RefSeq and is a predicted model, not a curated record. Lineage: Eukaryota; Fungi; Basidiomycota; Agaricomycetes; Boletales; Suillaceae. The coding region runs from base 1 to 1539 and encodes 512 amino acids. Gene Ontology annotation, molecular function: protein binding.
AUGACCACGAACCCUUCACACAUCUUAAUCGCGCGAAAUUCACGAGGGCCAAACAAUAUCAAUCCGUCGGCCUCUCUCAGUUCACCUACCGAAACCCAUGCAGCAGCGUCAGGUAUAUUCCGUUCCUCAGGGUCACCUCCGUGGUUGCUCGAAGAAUGCGAGACCGACGAUCUGGUCACUGAAUUGAGCUUGUAUGACUCUGAGGAAGGUAUAGAAAUCGAUGAAACGUUUACUCGCAAAGGAAGGUUCCCCGGAACCGUCAAGAUUGUGGUCGAAAGUACCACUUUCUGGGCACAUAAAGAGGUCCUUAUCUUUGCAUCACCCUUCUUUGAAGCUGCGUUGAGUGGCAGUUGGGCCGAAACGGGAAGACCGCAGUCAAUGUCCUCUGUCAUCACUAUCUCGCAGCCUCCCCCCAUUCCAGGGGAGAAAGGCAUUAUCGAGACGCCCACAGAGAUGACAUUCACACGCGAGGAUUCAUCUGAUACGGAGUCUCCUGUAGAAAUUGAAAACCCCCCGAGGAGUGAUACCGACAGUGGCCAAAGCAGCAGUGAGGAUGGCGAAGCUGACGGCAAAGCCAAUGCUCGCGACAACAGUCUUGCGAAGCUGCAGGGUGCAACCAAGAGUCGAGAGACUUUAUCAAGUCGCGACAUGAAAAGCAAGCAGAGAACGGACGAUAGACCGUCGAUCAGGCGAGGGUCUCAGACAGCACAUGCAACCGUCAAGCGGCGCCGGCGUACCAAUUGUCAUGACGCUGUCAUAGUACUCAAAGAGGAGAAAGCUAAUACCUUUCAUGAUUUCCUGAAGUUUGUCUACCCUCAUCUACAGUGCACUAUAACCUGGAAGAAUGUAGAAGGCCUCAUGAACAUCUCCCACAAGCUUUGUGUUCCGACGCUCCAGCAGGAAUGCCUCACUUUCCUCCUGACCCACGCCGCCGGAAAACCUAUAAAGGCCAUGCGGAUCGCAGAACUAUUUGAAGAAGAAGAGCUCUACCGCGAGUCAAGUCGCUUCGUACUCGAUAAUCCAGGUGGAUGGUCCGAAGAGGAGCUUAGCACUCUUACGCAAGAGACUCUACUGAAGCUAGAGAAACGGAGAAACUGGUUCCUUGAGCGGGUGCUUAAACUGGGAUUGACCCCACUUGCGAAGGAAUAUCAAUGCUGCACCACUUGCCCUGAUUCUGCGAUUUGUGCUCGUCUUCUCGAAGAAAAAUGGAGGCAGGCAUACAAUGCUGUUUUCCGUUUUGGUCCUUGUCAACCAUCUAUGGUAUAUCGCUAUUUGAGAAAUCUGGAGGGUGUUAGCCCGCCACUCGCGCUUACGCACCUUACAUGCCAAACGACAGCCAAAGCAUUCACCGCAACACGUGAUUUUGACAGGAUGUUCUCCCUAGGCAUCCGCAGUGAUGCCAGCGUUGCUCCACUCGGCGCACGUGUUGCUGCGGUAGCAGCUGCAGCCACUACUGGUCCUCGUCGUCACUUCCUCUUCUGUACCCUGAAACCCGAAAAGGCUGUCCCUCGCACCAGACGAUCUCGAGAAUUGCUCUAG